Molecule: messenger RNA, 2792 nt
Organism: Pseudoliparis swirei
Lineage: Eukaryota; Metazoa; Chordata; Actinopteri; Perciformes; Liparidae
Product: nectin-4
Exons: 8
Coding region: 329-1276 (315 amino acids)
Biological process (GO): homophilic cell-cell adhesion; heterophilic cell-cell adhesion
Cellular component (GO): adherens junction
Source: RefSeq, a predicted model, not a curated record
CAAGCAUAUCGUUUCUGAUAUAGAGGAACCACAACAAGCCGCGUGAGUUGUUUUUUUCCCCAUCGUUUUUGUGUUGGGAGACAUGCCAGAUACCCAAAUUAACGUAUAGAAGCACUAAAAAAGUGGAAUUUUCAUAAUAUGUCCCCUUUAAAUAGUGACGUCCAUUUUUGAGUUGGUGGCAGUAAUGCACCAAACAGCCUUUUGCCAACCAUCAGUAGAACCCAAAGAAGAAGAAGAAGACAAAGCAGAAAAAAAGGAGAAAAAGAAGAAGAAUCACACGUCUAUGGAUGGAUCCAGUAAAUUCUCCGUCUAACUUGAACACUAUGCCAUGGAAAAGGUGUUUCAUCGGGAGAGCCGCUCUGUGUUUCCUGGUGUCGACCUUCCUGUGCAUCGUUGGAGAAGCUCUGCCGGGGAUUGGAGAAAACAUUACCCUGGUACAAGGAGGGACGGCCAUCUUACCGUGCAAACUCAUUGGACGACGUCAUCCGGAUAUCGUCAGCCAGAUAUCGUGGCGGAAGGAACCUCGGAAUUCCCUCCGGUCACAAGCCUGAAGGACGAUUGUCCCACUGUGGGGGAUGAAGAGGUUUCCCUCGUCACCUGCAUGGCUGCUGGUGCCAAGCCCCCUGCAGAGGUGCAAUGGCUCACUGACACUUUGGGAGAAAAAGCGCGUCAAUCAAUCAGCGUCAGCGAGCACGCCGACGGUACGACGACCACAGUCAGCUCGCUGUUUGGAGUACCGACCAGAGAAAUCGACCGCCGCUCGGUCGAGUGUGUCGUGACCAGUGCAGCCAUGUCGAAAGAAGAAAGCCUGCCCUUCACCAUACAGAUCUACUUCUCACCCAUUGACGUGAUCAUCAGCGAAACGUCGGAGGGUGCGUUUGAAUGUGUGACCGAAGCCAAACCAAAGGCAAACAUUACCUGGAGCAGAUCCGACCAGUCGAGGCCUCAGUCUACUGUUAAAGUAGACGGCGCAACGCUACAGUUCCCGAGCAUGACCUCUGACCUGAAUGGCCUCUACCAGUGUGAAGCAUCGAACCUCUAUGGAAUAAAACGCAACUACGUCUAUGUGCAUGUGACUUCUGAAUCCUGCCAAACAUGUUGCAUCUUAUUUGGACUUCUGCUCCUCCUGAUGGCCUUUGUGGUCGUUGCAUUGUAUUUGUAUAAAACCAGGAAAUGUCUCAGGACGGGGGAGGAGCCACGUGGAGAGAGGUCAAAGGUCCCAACAGCUUCCAGCACACAUGAACAUUAUCAACUUCAGGAUGAGGGUUCUCUUUGAUGUGCGUGGAAGCCACAAACCAGAAGACGGAUUGCAGGGAGUGGCUUUAACUGUUUGUGGCUGCUUUGUCGUUUACUGCCAAGGUUCAUGUUUUCCCACCAACAACAUCGACAUAUGAUGAUAACAAGAGGAUUAUGAAUAAUGUUUUCAUGCACACAAGAAACUAGCUGACUGACUGAGAUAUUAUUCAUGAGAAAUAUGGAAUGAAAACCUGAGAGUAUUGGACAAAGAACACGUGCAAGUAGACAAAACACCGCUCAAUGAAGCGCCACAUUUCUUGCUUUUAUUUAUUGUAGUACUUCUAAAUUGGUGACUCUUUUUGUAUUUAUUUAUAUUUAUUUUACUUCUCUGCCAUCAAAACUUUUUUGAGCAAUUAAAUAUAUCUCUUGUUCUUUACCUUACGUGUCAUUUAGCUGACGCUUUUAUCCAAAGUGACUUACACUCCUGUUACAUUCAUACACUGUAGACGCAGCUAUAGGGAGCAAUUCAGGGUUAAGUGUCUUGCUCAAGGACACAUCGACUAAGGCGGGGAUUGAACCUGAAGACGGACCUGCUAACCACUGACCCAUAGUCACCCAUAGUUGUUCUGCCUGUUUUGUGAUAUACAUGCCUUAAAUAUAUCUCUUGUUCUUUACAUUACGUGUCAUUUAGCUGACGCUUUUAUCCAAAGUUACUUACACUCCUGUUACAUUCAUACACUGUAGACGCAGCUAUAGGGAGCAAUUCAGGGUUAAGUGUCUUGCUCAAGGACACAUCGACUAUGGUGGGGAUUGAACCUGAAGACGGACCUGCUAACCACUGACCCAUAGUCACCCAUAGUUGUUCUGCCUGUUUUGUGAUAUACAUGCCUUAAAUAUAUCUCUUGUUCUUUACAUUACGUGUCAUUUAGCUGACGCUUUUAUCCAAAGUGACUUACACUCCUGUUACAUUCAUACACUGUAGACGCAGCUAUAGGGAGCAAUUCAGGGUUAAGUGUCUUGCUCAAGGACACAUCGACUAAGGCGGGGAUUGAACCUGAAGACGGACCUGCUAACCACUGACCCAUAGUCACCCAUAGUUGUUCUGCCUGUUUUGUGAUAUACAUGCCUAAAAGGUGCCGAAUAUUUCUAGACUGAAAUAAUAUCGGCAUUAUAAUUAUUAUAACGAUGAUGAUUUUUUUAGUUGCCUAUUUUGUGGUGCCCCCUCAGGACUUGGUGCCCUACGCACAGUGCGUAGUGCGCGUUAUGGGAGCGGUGGCACUGCUUGCAGGGAUCAGUACCUCCAAUAAGGUUAAGAACCACUGAUCUAGUUAGUAAGUAGAACAUAUUUUGGAGAAGGGGAACCAUCAACACGGAUUUGAAAUCCCCAUAAAAAGUUACAAAUCGCUCUUUUGUGUUACUAUUGUAGUUGUUAGUUCAAGGAAACUUUUUCAGUUUGCUUUUUUACCAUGUCUUUUUUUUUAGGCGCAGUGUCCAGCUUGUUCAUUACGUCAUUUGCACUGUAAUAAAAGCAAAAUAAACAUGACAGAAGCCUUCAA